This is a messenger RNA of Marmota flaviventris (yellow-bellied marmot), 2526 nucleotides long. It is a transcript of the gene Tas1r1, whose product is annotated as taste 1 receptor member 1. The record is from RefSeq and is a predicted model, not a curated record. Gene Ontology annotation, molecular function: G protein-coupled receptor activity. Gene Ontology annotation, cellular component: plasma membrane. NCBI's taxonomy places the organism in Eukaryota, Metazoa, Chordata, Mammalia, Rodentia, Sciuridae. Gene Ontology annotation, biological process: sensory perception of umami taste; G protein-coupled receptor signaling pathway.
AUGUCACCGUGGGUGGCUCACCUGGCAGUCUUGCAACUCUCCAUCGCCUGCUGCUGGGCUUUUAGCUGCCACAAGACGUGGUUCUCCCCUGACUUCAGCCUCCCAGGGGAUUUCCUCCUUGCAGGCCUAUUCCCUCUCCAUACUGACUGUCUGCAGGUGAGACGCAGACCCCAGGUGACCCUGUGUGACAGGCCUGAUAGCUUCAAUGGCCAUGGCUACCACCUCUUCCAGGCCAUGAGGUUUGGUAUUGAGGAGAUAAACAACUCCACAGCCCUGCUGCCCAAUGUCACCCUGGGGUAUGAGCUGUAUGAUGUGUGCUCGGAGUCAGCCAACUUUUAUGCCACAUUGAACAUGCUCUGCCUGCCGGGGACAUACCACAUGGAGAUCCAAGAAAACCUUUCCCACUACUCCCCCAAGGUGAUGGCACUCAUCGGGCCCGACAACACCAACAACGCUGUCACCACUGCUGCCAUGCUGAGUCCCUUCCUGGUGCCCCUGAUCAGCUAUGAGGCCAGCAGCACGGUGCUCAGCUCGAAGUGGCAGUACCCCUCUUUUCUGCGUACCAUCCCCAGUGACAAGUACCAAGUGGAGAUUAUAGUGCUGCUGCUACAGAAGUUCGGGUGGGUCUGGAUCUCUCUGGUUGGCAGCUACGGUGACUACGGGCAGGGGGGAGUACAGGCACUGGAGGACCUGGCCACAAAGCGGGGCAUCUGCAUUGCCUUCAAAGGCAUCAUGUCUUCCUCUGCCCAAGAGGGCGACAAGGAGAUGUGGAGCAUGAUGCGCCACCUGGCCCUAGCCAGGACAACCGUGGUGGUGGUUUUCUCCAGCCGGCCGCUAGCCAGGGUGUUCUUCAAGUCCGUGGUGCUGGCCAAACUGACUGGAAAGGUGUGGAUCGCCUCAGAAGACUGGGCCAUCUCCACACAUAUCACCAACGUGCCUGGGAUCCAGGGCAUUGGGACAGUGCUGGGCGUGGCCAUACAGCAGAGGCUUAUCCCUGGCUUGAAGGAGUUUGAGGAGGCCUAUGCCCGUGCCGACAAGGGAGCCCCCAGGUCCUGUUCUAAGGGCUCCUGGUGCAGCACAAAUCAGCUCUGCAGAGAGUGCCAAACUUUCACAGAAUACACGAUGCCCAAGCUUGGGGCCUUCUCCAUGAGUUCUGCCUACAACGUGUACCGGGCAGUGUAUGCGGCAGCCCACGGCCUCCACCAGCUCCUAGGUUGUGCCUCUGGAACCUGUUCCAGGGGCCAAGUCUACCCCUGGCAGCUUUUGGAGCAGAUCUAUAAGGUGAAUUUCCUUUUACAUGAGGACACUGUGACAUUUGAUGACAAUGGGGAUCCUCUCAGUGGCUAUAACAUCAUUGCUUGGGAUUGGAUUGGGUCCAAGUGGACCUUCAGAGUCAUUGGCUCCUUCACAUGGUCUCCAGUUCGGCUGGACAUAAAUAAGACCAAUAUCCAGUGGCACGGAAAGAACAAUCAGGUUCCCGCAUCUGUGUGUACCAGAGACUGUGUUGAAGGGCACCAUCGGGUGGUCUUGGGUUUCCACCACUGUUGCUUUGAGUGUGUGCCCUGUGAGGCUGGGACCUUCCUCAACAAGAGUGACCUCUAUGGAUGCCAGCUUUGUGGGAAAGAAGAGUGGGCACCUGAGGGAAGCCAGACCUGCUUCCCACGCACAGUGGUGGUUUUGACUUGGCAGGAACCCAUCUCUUGGGUGCUGCUAGCAGCUAAUACAUUGCUGCUGCUGCUGCUGGUUGGGACUGCUGGCCUGUUUGCCUGGCACCUAGAUACCCCUGUGGUGAGGUCGGCUGGAGGUAGGCUAUGCUUCCUCAUGCUGGGCUCCCUGGCAGGAGGUAGCUGCAGCGUCUAUGGCUUCUUUGGGGAACCCACGCUGCCCGCGUGCUUGCUGCGCCAGGCACUCUUUUCCCUGGGGUUUGCCAUCUUCCUAUCCUGCCUGACAGUUCGCUCCUUCCAACUGAUCAUUAUCUUCAAGUUUUCCACCAAGGUGCCCAGGUUCUACCGUGCUUGGGUCCAAUGUCAUGGUGCUGGCCUGUUUGUGAUGAUCAGCUCAAUGGCCCAGCUGCUCAUCUGUCUAAUCUGGCUUGUAGUGUGGACGCCACUGCCCACAAGGGAAUAUCAACGCUUUCCUCAGCUGGUGGUGCUUGAGUGCACAGAGAGCAACUCACUGGGCUUCCUGCUGGCUUUCACCUAUAAUGGCCUCCUCUCGGUCAGUGCUUUUGCCUGCAGCUAUCUGGGCAAGGACUUGCCAGAAAACUACAACGAGGCCAAAUGUGUCACCUUCAGCCAACUCCUUAACUUUGUAUCCUGGAUUACUUUUUUCACCGUGGCCAGCGUCUACCAGGGCAAGUACCUGCUCGUGGUCAAUGUGCUGGCCUUUCUGACCUGCCUGAGCAGCGGAUUCAGUGGUUACUUCCUCCCCAAGUGCUACGUGAUCCUCUUUCGCCCAGACCUCAAUAACACAGAGCACUUUCAGGCCUCCAUCCAGGACUAUACUAGGCGUUGCAGCCCCUCCUGA